Eucalyptus grandis is the source of this 2472-nucleotide messenger RNA. RefSeq names its product protein PRRC2A-like. Lineage: Eukaryota; Viridiplantae; Streptophyta; Magnoliopsida; Myrtales; Myrtaceae. The record is from RefSeq and is a predicted model, not a curated record.
UUAAAAAUAUAUAAUUUACAUCCUCCCUCUCUCUCUCUCUCUACAGACCUUUUAUCAAACUCUCCCCUCCACCCACCACCAAGCGAACCCAAAGCGUCGCCCCAUUUUUCAAACUCUCCAAACCACCCAUGAACGGCCUCGGCGACGCGCCGCCCCUGUGGCCGCAGCCGCCGGCCUCCGCCCUCCUCCGCCGCCGCCGGCCGUCCCCUCCGCUCCUCUCCCCGCCCGUCCUCAUCGUCCUCUUCCCCAUACUCGCCCUCGCCCUCCUCUUCUUCGCGAUCCCUUCGCUCGUCUCCUUCUCCUCCCACGUCCUCCGGCCCUUCACCGUCAAGCGGAGCUGGGACUCGCUCAACGUGUUCCUCGUCCUCUUCGCCAUCCUCUGCGGGAUCUUCGCCCGCGGCGGCGGCGGCGAUGAGGAGGAGGCGCCGGCGGCGGCCGCCGAGGAAGGAGGGAAGAGCGCCGCGAGCGGGGCGAGCGCCGAUAAGGUUCCCGAGGAGACGGCGCUGCCGCGGUGGUUCGAGCCCGGCGACGACAGGAUGUACGGGUACGGCGAACCGGCGGUGAGGUCGCUCGGGAGCGGGACGGGCCGGUUGCGGAGGAACAGCAGCUCGUACCCGGAUCUGAAGCAGGAUUCGCCGUGGGAGACCGGCGGCGACCGGUUCCGGUUCUUCGACGAUUUUGAGGUCAGCACCAAGUACAAUUCGAGCUCGACAGAGUUUGAUCGGGUCGUUCCUCUUCGGAGAUGGCGAAGCGCCAUCGAUGACGAUGAUGUCAAAGUGAUCCCGGUCGACACGUUCGUUCUCCGCACGCCUCCGUCUCCGGCGUCUCCUCCACCUCCACCGGAGGCGAAAUCUCCAGCUCCAGCUCCACCCCCUCCGGCGCCGCCGCCGCCGCCUCAUCCGCCGGUGAGGCGCACGUACGGGGCCGUCGCCCCCAGAAGCACGGGAGGGAGGGCGAGCGAUGGCGCGAAUUAUGCUAAAAUCGGAAAGGCACCGCCAGCGCCGCCGCCGCCUCCCCCACGGCCACCGCCCACGCCGCCGAGGGAGUACAAGUACGCGAAGAUCGAGCGGAGGAAGAGCAGCGCGGCUAAGGAGAUAAAGAUGGUUUUCGCUUCGGUGCUGUACAACCAGAGAAAGAGAAAGAAGAAGCAGAGGACCAGAACGCUGAACAACGACGCAGCUCACCGACCGGCGCCCGAGACGACCUCCCACUCCGCCGCGCAACCGCCUCCGCCUCCGCCACCCCCGCCGCCCCCUCCUCCGGCGUCCGUCUUCCACAGCCUGUUCAGAAAGAGCAGCAAAAGCAAGAAAAUCCACUCAGACACCGCGCCCCCGCCGCCUCCGCCCCCGCCGCCGCCGGAGCCUCGGCGGAGGAGAACCCCGGCGUCGGCCCCGAAGCCCCCGUUGCCGACGAAGCCAACCGUCCAUCAGCCCAGCAGCGGCGCGCGGUCACGGCCGAUACCAAUGCCGCCCCCCCCGCCGCCGUUCCGGGUGCCAGAGUUCAAGUUCGUCGCCACCGGGGACUUCGUCCGGAUACAGAGCGCCCGCAGCUCCCGGUGCGGCUCGCCGGAGCUGGAGGACGCGGACGUCCCGUCGCCGCCGAGCAGGGGCGGCCACCGCGACGAGACGCCGCCAACGACGGCGGCGGACGGCCGGGGUCGUGGGGCCGGGGCGCCGGGUGGGCCCGGGGGGAUGUUCUGUCCGAGCCCAGACGUGAACAUCAAGGCCGACACCUUCAUAGCGAGGCUGAAGGACGGUUGGAGGCUUGAGAAGAUCAACUCGAUCCGGGAGAAGCAAAGCGGCGCCGGCGGGCCCCCCGCCACCCAACCGCCACCCACUUGAAACGCCAGAUUUGCAAGCGAAGCGAAGCGAGCGAAAAUCCCACUAAUUUCCCCUCCGAUUUUUUAUUUUUCCGGGCUUUCUUUUCUAGAAGAAAGGAAAUUCGACGGUGGGGAUUUGACGUCGCUGCCGCACCACACACAGGAACAAAAUUUGAAUCGAAUCGAAUUGAAUCGAAUCGAACGUGUAGAGAGAGAGAGAGAGAGAGAGGAGCGUAUAAGUAAGUUGACAUGGACAUAAUGAUGAUAGUAGCAGUAGGUGCAUUUUUAGAUGCGAGAUUUGGAUUGGUGAGGAAGGGAGGAUGUUGCUCAAUUAGGUAGGCACUCCAAUCGUGGGGUUUGUUUUUUGGUUUCCCCACCACCUUGGAGCCACCUAAAGCUGUGUUUUUUUUUUUUUUUUUUUUUUUGAGGGUGGUUUGGUCAUUGGUGUUUGUCGUGUCUGGUCGGGGACGAACGCGAGAGUGCUUUUGAUAUUAGGUACUGUUCUUUUGUACGUUGGUGGGUGUAAGCUGGGGCUCUAUGGGGGAUCUUUUAUCGCCUCCUCCUAGAGCCCCCCUUCGUUUGUAAGAUCGUGUUACCGAGUUGGUUUUGUAAGAAUACAGCAUCUGUUGAUAGCGUCAUAUGUUUGCCAUUGC